CUGUCAUUCGAGCCAAAAACAGCGGGUCGCCGUCUUCGUUUUGUCGAUAGUUCGGCGAGUAACAGCGAAACCGCCAGCACAUGUACAGCCGCCUCGUGUCCACCACCAACAUCUUCACUUCCACCAUCGCAACAAUUCGACAAUGCUCCUCAUUUUCAACGUUCAGACGAAUGUAUGCUCGGCUCGUCCAGCAAUCCUGAGCCGCCACUCCUAUCGCGGAUAAUCGGAGUACCGCCACCGCCACCACCGCGUGCACCAACAACCGCUCUUGUUCUACGCAUCCCGCCAAGUCCGGCACGCAAAAAACCGCCACCGGUUGACACAAGAAACAAAUAUCAAGAAACUGCACUCAAAGAUAAAAAACCUGUAAAUCUUCUUCUUCUUUUUUUCCCACAUUUUCCAAACAUAAUAUGAGCAAUCCAUUAAAAAUCAGGAAACAAACAUUUUAACCCCCACCCCUCUUCUAUAUAUGAGGGCUAUAAUUAACUCAUUAAAAAUUCGUUGAUUUUUGCAGCGGACACCACUUGAAAAGGCUCGACAUCUUGACAAUCUACCGUCCUAUCAGGUUAGUUUUUUUGAUUCAACUUUUUUUGGAAAAUUUGAUUAUGAGAAAAUUAAUUGGAAAAAUUGACACUAAUAUAAAAAAAUUCAAUUUUUGGAGUUGGGAAAUUUGAUUUGCCAGGUGUUAUAAAUUGUGAUUACGGGGAGAUUUGAGGUUUUUUUUUAGAUUUUUGUUGUGUUUUUGAGGGGUUGAGAUUUUUCUGAAAGAAUAAAUUAAAAAAAAAUAUUUUCAGCCUCCCUGACACCUGAAAAAGUCUAGUUUGAUUUUGAAAUUUCAAAGAUCACAUUUUGAUUUCAGUUUUCAUGACUUAGGUAUUUCAAUAAUUAUUUCAUCAUUAUGAAAAAAUAUUUGUAAAAAUGUGAAAAUAAUUUUAAAAAUUCAGAGUUUCUUUUUUUCCGAAAAUCAAUGUUCAAUGUUUGAAACCUUAGCCCUGGAUGUGAGAAAAUGUCAAACCUAGGCUUAAAGUUUUCUCCUCUUCAGUGUUUUUUUUUGCAGAAAAAAUGUGUAAUUCUGGAAAGUAAUUCUGAAAAUCGGAAUUUUUGGAACUUUUAUUUUCAAAUUUUGAUUUGAUGAUUAAUUUUCUAACCUAGUAAUUCAAAUAACAGUUGCUCAUAGGUCAUCUGAAAAUGUAUGUAGUUCAAUUCUGAAUUUUUUCGAAAACUCAGAAAUUUUCAAAUAAACUUUGGAUAACUUCAGAAGUCUAAACCCUGAAGAAAAAGUUUCUCUUCAAAUUUUUCUAGAAAUUGAACAAAAUUAUUUUUAUCAUGUUUUUCUGGUACCAAAAAGCCUUUUUCAAAAACCCAUACAAUUUUUGAUGUAUGUAUCUCAUUUUAUCCAAAAGGAAAAAUUCUAGAGUAGUUGUUUUUCUGGUGAUAUUAUAGUUAUAGUUAUUAUUAUUUACAAACAUCUAGCGUAUUCUCGAAUAACUAACAUCUGCUAAUAAAUGACAAGUUGUCGUAUGUUCGCAUCCUUCCAAUCUAUCUUGUUUUAUUUCACUUAUUUUUUUUUCAUUUCAUGUGUGUGUUCCUGAAAUGUUGGAGCACAUGUAUCAUCAUUUUCUUCUUCUUCUUCUUCUUGUUCAAAGAAAAAAGAAACCGCAGAAAAAAGAAAUACAUCAUCCGUAUAAUAUUCGAUAAGGCAUGCGACACUUUUUUUUUUCAAUUUCUAUCCAUAUUAUCUACCCAAAUUGAAAACCAUUAUUUGGGGUUGGGGUGGUCCUUGCGCGGAGGACCAACAACAUUUGUGUACGGCUGGAUAAUCUAUUUUGGACAUAUAUAUGUAUACAUUUAUAUGAAUGUAUAUUAUAUUUUGAUUCAAUUAAAUGAUUUUGCUGCGCACCGCCCGACGUUUUUCUCGUCACACGAGGCCAACAUUUUUUCGAGACACCACUUGUGAUCACUGUUUCAUAAAUAUGGUGGUAAUAUUUUUUAGUUUGUUGAGAAAUUUUCAAAAUUUCUUAAAAAUUUUCAAGGAACAUUAGAUGUUCUGGACCUUGUUGGAGAUAGUCAAAUUUUUUUUCAAACUGAAAUUUUAUUCUGAAUAUGUUUGGCAUCAACAGUUUUUUUUAGAAAAAAAAAUCAGAAAUACCUGAUUAUUCCUGAACCGAGAUAUCCAGAUUUUCAAAAUUAUUUCAGAAUUUCUGUAAUUUCGCAACUGAAAUUUAUUGUUCAAAAUUUCAUUCCAAACCGAAUCAGUAAAUUAUUUGUACUUUUCCCAAUGAUAAUUAUGAAAUUUUGAUUUUUAUGAUUAAUUUUUGGCUGAUUUCUUUCUGGAUUACUAUAAUUUAAAUCCAACUUGAAAAUUUGAAAACAGUAUUUCUAGAUUUCUUGAAAAUUUUAAAUAAAAAAAAAAACAAAAACUCAAGUGACUCAUUUCCCAAAAAAAAAUUCGUUAUUUUUCGGUCGUUUUUCUCAAAGUCGUUGUGCAGUCUUGAAUCAGCUUAUCCCCUCCUCCCAUUUUCCCGUCCAAAAGCAUGCACUUUUCUCAAAAAGAUUAUGCUUUUUGUUUUCACUUUAUGUUAUGUUAUGACUUUGUUUCCCAACAACAACAACAUUUUGGCGCAACAACAACAAGUAAAAAGUUCCUGAAAAGUAUCUUGCUCCUCUAUCGAGCUGCCCAUAAUUUUAUUUGGUUGAUCACCUAGAACCCCUUUUCCUCCCCUUCUUUUUUUGGAGAAGGGCGAAAGGAAAAAAGAGGCCUUCAGGGCACUAGACUACUUUUUUCUUCCCGUUUUUUCCUGACAACUCACUUUUGUUUCUUUUUUUCACACUUGUACUCAUGUCAUCUCAAAUCUAACUGAUAUUUUUCAUUGAUCUAAAGAAGAUUCCACCAAUUAUGUGAUCUGUUUUGGGGAUUUGUUGCACCAAUGUAUCAUUCAAAACAAGCCAAUACAAAAUAUAUAAAAAAGGUAAAUUGAAUUAUAAACUGGUGGUUGGGCUUGAAUAAUUAAUUGAAUUCUGGGCGAGAGAAAAAAAAAAUGAGAUUUUUCUCAAAGAUAUGGUAAGUAUAAAUAAAUUGAAUUUAUUUAGUGUCAAUUUUUCCAGUUUUUCUCAUUUAUUUACGCGGUUUUCUCUUUUUUUAAGCAAAAAAAAGGGCAAAAAUUAUUUUCAGAUUCCUUUUUUCGCCCUCUAACCCUUUUUUUGUAGGCUCAAAAACUAUUAGACGGAUCGCAUCAACUUCGAAUCGAUUCGCAUCACGUGGGAGCCGCUGGACACGGAGCCGGUUCUGGUCACGGACACAAAAAAGAGUUUGGUCCAGCCAUGAUAUUGUAUUAUUUGGCGUCGGCGUUUCGUGCGCUUUAUCCGCGUCUAGAUGAUGAUUUUGUCGAUAAAUUAAACUAUUAUUAUACUACCACAAUUUGUGAGUUUUUAUUUUUGGAAAUACAUGGUGACAUAAAAAACUGUUUGUUUCAUUUUUUUGGUCACCCUGUAUAUGUAGAUUUCCGUUUAAUUUCAGUGCCGAAAAUACGGAAAGGUUCAGAAACCAGCAUUUUGUCGGAAGCAAUUGAAAAUGUGGUCUUUGUUUUCUAACAGAUUUUUCUGUGAAAUUUAUGAAUUUUGAAAAUGUCAGGCAAGAAAGAAUUUUACCUCCAACAAGAAAAAAUCAUAAGAUUUCAAAAUAAAAAAAAUCACAAAAGCCUUGCCUGAAACUCAAAAGUUCAAAAUCAGCUUGGUCGACUUCGUUUCAUCAAUAUUGAAAUUUCAAAUUAUGCUCUUAAUAUGAGCAAUCCCACCAAAGAAUCCAGAUUUUCUAAAAGUAUUCCUAAAAAUCUCAAGUUUCCAAAUGUUCAAAAUAUGAAAAUUUCAAAUUUUGAUUGAAAUCAACUUUUUCCACAGUCUCCCCUGCUUCCCUCAAACACAGAAGUUAGCCUAUUCUCGAACAUCUUGAGAAACGUCUUUAUCGGAUAUUGUGUGCAAGUGAGAAAAAAGCGGGGAAAUUGAAUUUUGGACAAAAGUAGUUCAGCGAGAAGAAAAUAAAUAAAUUGAGUAACACAUCCGUGACAUUUUUUCUCAUUCACUGAAGAAAAAAUUCGAGCAUUUUUCACAGUAUGCAUUUUUUUGGUAUCAGGAAAACAAUUUUUAAAUUGAAAAUCGUUUCGUGAGCAAAAAAUAAGUUAUGCUCUUUUGAAAGAGCAUCUUCUAAUUGGUUGAAUCCUCAAAGAUUUUUUUUUCUGGAAGCUUCUCAAACAAAUUUAAAAGAAUAGUUUAACAAAAUAGUUUAACAAAUUUCAGAUAAAAAUGAGUUUCAUACCCAAUUUAGUGCUGAAAUUUAAAAUUUAAAAUUUCAAACAAAUUUUCUGGAUUUUCUGGUUUCAUCUUUCCGGCACAGGUCAAUUUUUUAAAUGUCAGAGAUCUACAAAAUUCAAUUAUUUCAUUACAGUAGCAUCAUUUGCUCUUCUGGUAUCAGCAAAACAAUAUGUCGGUUUUCCGAUUCAAUGCUGGGUUCCGGCCACAUUUACCGAUGCCAUGGAACAAUAUACCGAAAACUAUUGUUGGGUCCAAAACACGUAUUGGGUUCCAAUGCAAGAGGAUAUACCUCGCGAGAUUUAUUCACGUCGAAAUCGUCAAAUCGGCUAUUAUCAAUGGGUUCCAUUCAUUUUGGCGAUCGAAGCGUUGUUGUUCUAUGUGCCAUGCAUUUUGUGGCGCGGAUUGUUGUAUUGGCAUAGUGGAAUCAAUCUGCAGGGUUUGGUGCAGAUGGCGUGCGAUGCGCGUUUGAUGGAUUCGGAAGUGAAGACGAGAACUGUUUAUACGAUGGCGAGACAUAUGCAAGAUGAGGUUCAGGUGAUUACUAACACAAACAAUUCAUGUGAUUGGAGGGAGAGCGAGAGAGUGGAGAGAGUGGAGAGAGAGAGAGAGAGGGGGAGAUCCCUCCAAUCACACACUAUUCUAACAACCUUAUUUACCCUGUGAGUGUUGUGAACUUCAGUCUAGAUGUUUAAGAAUAUUUUUCAAGGAAUAUCAAAAAGCUGUCAAUUUUUUUGUGCCAGCUAAUUUUUGUUUACAAAUUCUUGGACAACCUUCAAAAAAAAGUUUCAAAACUCAACAUAGCAGUUCAUCAAGGAAAUUGUCCGCAAUCUCUCGAAGUCCUCAUUUUUCCCACUUCUUACCAACACCUUCUAAACCCUAACUAUCCUCCCCAAUUUUCCAGUUAACAAACGUGGAUCGCAACGCGCACAGUAGGAGUUGUUUUUCAAAUUUGCAAAUGGGCGCAAAUUGUGGCCGUCACUGUGGAUGUUACGUGACAAUGCUAUAUAUUGGCAUCAAAGUGUUAUAUUCGGCCAAUGUGCUUCUUCAAUUCUUUUUGCUCAAUCAUUUAUUGGGUUCGAAUGAUUUAGCAUAUGGUUUUUCAUUGCUAAAAGAUUUAAUGCACGAAAUCGAGUGGGAACAGACGGGAAUGUUCCCAAGAGUUACACUUUGCGAUUUUGAAGUGAGAGUUUUGGGAAACAUUCAUCGACAUACUGUGCAAUGUGUUCUAAUGAUCAAUAUGUUCAAUGAAAAGAUUUUCCUCUUCUUAUGGUGAGUUAGAAGAAGUCUGAAUUUUUUUCAUUAAAAUGUGAAUUUUUUGUUUUUUAGGUUCUGGUUCCUGACAUGUGGCAUCAUAACAGUGGCCAAUACAAUGUACUGGAUUUUGAUCAUGUUCAUCCCAAGUCAGGGAAUGUCAUUCGUCCGCAAGUAUUUGAGAGUUUUACCAGAUCAUCCAGCAAAACCUAUUGCGGAUGAUGUGACACUUCGAAAGUUCACUAACAAUUUCUUAAGAAAAGAUGGUGAGUUGGAAGAAUUCCCCGAAAGUGGUUGAUAAUUUACAGAUUUAAAAAAAUCUAUUCUGAAGUUGGAGAAAGUUUAGUUACGUCAACUCUCUUCAGACAAACUUCAGAAGCAUCUUUUGAAAUAUUUUUCAUUUUUUUCCGAAGAAAUUUAUCGUUGCGAAACUUUUUGACAUUUAAAAUUAAUUUUAAAAAUUCAAGACCACUUUCAAAAAACUCAAUUUUUCCAGGAGUAUUUAUGCUUCGUAUGAUCUCAACACAUGCCGGUGAAUUAAUGAGUAGCGAGCUUAUCCUUGCACUUUGGCAAGAUUUCAACAACGUCGAUCGAAGUCCAACACAAUUUUGGGACGCUGAACAUGGUCAAGGAACACUGGAUUAA
Caenorhabditis angaria is the source of this 6204-nucleotide messenger RNA. The record is from the annotation of a GenBank genome assembly. NCBI's taxonomy places the organism in Eukaryota, Metazoa, Nematoda, Chromadorea, Rhabditida, Rhabditidae.